AUGGAGCCAAGAGCAGCUGCUAUGCUAGUCGGUGAAAGUAAUCAAAUUUUGUCGAAGACUAAAAUACAGCUUGGAAUUUUCAUAGGAGAUUGUGAUUCUUGUACCAUCCAGUCAGCUCGUAAUGCUGUAGAUUAUGAAAUAGUCAAGCGAGAUGAUACCAACCACACUGCUAACACAUUAACUUCGCAGUUAUAUAAAAAUAUUAAAAAAUUUAAGGAAUUGAAUUCCAACAGCAUCAAAUAUCUCAGUAAGUGCUUCAACUAUGCCGUAGCGCAGAAUAAAGGCGAUAUUAGCAAAUUGGCUGACGCGAUUAGGAAUAUCCCAUACCAUUCUUUCAAUAUGCAUCGACAGUGCGGAGAUUGGUGUUGCUAUUCUGAAGAUCCAGAAGCAUAUAAGCAUUCAGCUAUUGGAGAAGGGUUUCAAGAUCCCUAUUUAUUUGAUUAUCUUUUAGAUAUUUUCGACGUGAUGGCCAAUAAGGCUAGUAGUUUCGCUGCAGGAGUAUCAAGCAAUACUAAUGAGAGUUUUAAUGCCAUGGUCGCAAGUAAAGCUCCCAAAGCACACUUAUAUGGUACUUCGAUAUCAUAUAAUACUCGAGUUGGCUUGGCUGUCUUGAAGAAAAAUGAAGGUGAACAGUUUUUAAUACAAUUAUUGCAUAAUUGUAAUUCAUCUCCAACGAAAAAACUGAGGAAAUACUAUGCAAAUGUAGAUACAUAUCAUAAAAAAAGAUAUACUAAAGCUAAUACUACUACUUUCAAGCGGCGACGUUUAUUAUUAAAACAGCAAAAGUCGGAACUUAGGCAUAAAGUUGAGUUGACGGAGGGUACUACUUAUAAAUCCAAAGCUUUUUUGGUGGAUAAUAUAACAGCGAGUAUUAAAGUAGCUUCUAUAAAGGAAUCCUUAGAAGUCAUUGUUGUAUUAUUCGAUUUAGAGACGGGAAGUUUAUCUGGUAACUGUGAAAUAUUACAAAUUGCUACAAAACAUGAAAAAUAUGAUUUUAGUACUUACAUUAAACCUACUAAAAAAAUUUCUGAUAAAUCUAGCGAGGUACAUGGUUUAAUAUUAAUUGAUGGUUGCAUGAGAGCCCAUGGAAAAAAGGUUGUUGCAGUCACUCUACCAGAGGCAUUGAUAGGGCUAUAUCAAUUUUUAUUUGCAUUUAAAAAAAAGUGCGUUUUGACAGCUCAUAACUGUGCUUUUGAUUGCCCCAGAUUGAUAAAGGGUGUUGAUAAAACUUUCUUAACCAAGUAUUUUCAAAGUAUUGUUUUCGGAUUUUCAGAUACAUUACCUAUCGUACGUGGUAUGUCAAAUAUAAAAGGUGCUGGGCAUAACAAACUACAAAAUAUUGCUGCACGUUUGAAGAUAGAAGGUUAUGCAGCUCAUGAUGCUUUAGAUGAUAUAGCAAUAUUAAACGAAAUUUUAACCAAGUUGAAAAUUACUAACGAUGAAAUGAAAAAUCAUGCUAUACAAUGGUCUGCUGAGAAAGAUAAAAUUGCUUUGACUGAUAAGUGUCAAUCCAAUAUGAAAUUGUACGACGAAUUGAAAACCUGUACAUCAGUACAAAUGAGAAAAAAAAUGAUCGCAUGUGAUAUUAGUGUAGAUAUGAUUAUUGAUAAUUAUAAACAAGAAGGAUAUGACGGGUUAUCACGUUUAUUAGGCCGUGAUGAAAACGGCAAGGUCCGUGUAACGAACAAUAAGAAUGUUAUAUACAAAAUUAUUAAUUACUUGAAAAGCAAGUAUUAA
Phymastichus coffea is the source of this 1737-nucleotide messenger RNA. RefSeq lists its product as uncharacterized. Gene Ontology annotation, cellular component: cytoplasm. NCBI's taxonomy places the organism in Eukaryota, Metazoa, Arthropoda, Insecta, Hymenoptera, Eulophidae. The record is from RefSeq and is a predicted model, not a curated record. The coding region runs from base 1 to 1737 and encodes 578 amino acids. Gene Ontology annotation, biological process: DNA catabolic process. The transcript has a single exon. Gene Ontology annotation, molecular function: nucleic acid binding; 3'-5'-DNA exonuclease activity.